GUGUUGCAUCACCCGGGAUGUCCGCUGUGCCGCCGAAGAAGUAGCACAGUCGCGUAGCCUGAAGUGGCUAGGUCAAUGCUAGCAAGGUAACACUAAUGGUUGUUCUUUCUUUUGGGCGUUUUCCACCCUUUGUUGACUCGAUAUGGGAAAGAGAGACAACCGAGUGGCUUACAUUAACCCCAUCGCUGCUGCACGAGCCCGGGGGCCCGCGCAGAACGCCGGACCAUCCAUACAGGAUUAUUUAAGCCGACCCCGACCAACAUGGGAAGAGCUGAAAGAACAGCUGGAGAAGAAGAAGAAGGGCUCCCGAACCCUCGCUGACUUUGAGGAUAAAAUGAAUGAGAAAUGGAGGAAAGAACUGGCAAAAAACAGAGAGAAGCUGCUGGGCGGAAGUGAAAAGGACAAAGAAAGAGACAAAAAAGUGACAGACAAAGAAAAAGAGGAGAAGAAAGACAAAAAAGAGAAAAAGAAGAAAGAGAAGAAGAAAUCUAACAGGCAUUCUUCAUCUUCCUCCUCCUCAUCGAGUUCUGAUUCCUCCAGCAGCUCCUCCUCAGAGUCUGAAGAUGAGGAUGAAAAGAAGAGCGUGAAGAAAAAGCGUAAGAGAAAGAAGUCGUCAGCCAGGAGAGCAUCGGACAGUUCCGAGGAAGAAUCAGAUGCCGAUAGCAAGAAGAGGAAAAGAAUUAAGGAAGAAGGUGACAAAGACAAGGACGAGAAGGCCCGAAGAAAAAAAAGGAAGACGGAGAGGAUUCAUAAAGACUCGUUUUCAGAGUCAUCCGUUGACUCAGAGGAGGAAGAGACUGAAGCCAAGAAGAAAAGGAGAAGUAGUGAGGAGAAAGAGAAAUUCACAGACAGAUCCAAGAAGAAGAGGAAAAAGAAGCACAAGAAACACGGCAGAAAAAAGAAGAAGAAGGCAGCAUCUCAGUCAGAGUCAGAGCUCGAUUAACAGCCGUACCUUCGCGGUUCUCUCCGUUCACAAGUCCAGAUCACCAGUACAGUUCACCAGUAGAAACACUUUUGCCUUUUGACUACCAAAAACCUCCCCCAUCCCGCUUUGGCCAUCACAUUUGAACAAGGAGACCUAGAGACUUUUAAUGCUGGGGUUCUGUAUGUAUGUGUGUGUGUGUGUGAAGUGAAAAUGAGGAAUGCGUCUGUCCCUCUAAGUACUACCGGUACACCUUUUUGUUUAUUUUUUAUUAUUAUUAUUUUUAAUAGAUUAACGCUCUUGCACUCAGCGGGAGGACUCAACCACAUUGCAGAUUCCAGUGUGCCCGAUGCUCACCACCACCUUCAGUAUACUGGCCCUCAAGGAGUUAACUCCCUGUGCUUCAUGCCUGACAUCUUCCAUUGCUACGUGAGGCUGUUAUGAUGGUGCCUGUGUCAUGCAUGUAGACUCUGCCAGCCUCAUAUUGAAGUUGGACCUGUAAUAAGAAGUGUGAUCUACACAGUCAACAUUAAUACAAGGGAUAAUUGUUUUGUUAGAUGAAAUGUUACACAAAAGUGUAAAUGUAUAAACUAUGGGAAUCCAUGAAUAAAGUAUUGUUUUAGCCUUUGUUGCUGUUACUUAGUAA
Molecule: messenger RNA, 1568 nt
Organism: Mugil cephalus (flathead mullet)
Lineage: Eukaryota; Metazoa; Chordata; Actinopteri; Mugiliformes; Mugilidae
Gene: fam133b
Product: family with sequence similarity 133 member B
Exons: 11
Coding region: 143-943 (266 amino acids)
Source: RefSeq, a predicted model, not a curated record